CCGCCUGCUGUCCCCUUUCCCGGUGUCCCCUCCUUAGCGGGUGUCCCCGCCCACCCGGGGGUCCCUGCCCCACCCGGGGGUCCCCCCGGUGUCGCCCCCCGCGUCCCCCCAUGGAGAACUUCCAGAAGGUGGAGAAGAUCGGCGAGGGCACCUACGGCGUGGUCUACAAGGCGCGCAACAAGGUGACGGGGGAGGUGGUGGCCCUCAAGAAGAUCCGCCUGGACACGGAGACCGAGGGUGUCCCCAGCACGGCCAUCAGGGAGAUCUCGCUGCUCAAGGAGCUCAACCACCCCAACAUCGUCAAGCUGCUGGAUGUCAUCCACACGGAGAACAAGCUGUACCUGGUGUUCGAGUUCCUGCACCAGGACCUGAAGAAGUUCAUGGACUCCUCGUCCCUCAGCGGGAUCGCGCUGCCGCUCAUCAAGAGCUACCUGUUCCAGCUGCUGCAGGGCCUGGCCUUCUGCCACGCUCACCGGGUGCUGCACCGGGACCUGAAGCCGCAGAAUUUGCUCAUCAACGCCGAGGGCUCCAUCAAGCUGGCAGACUUCGGGCUGGCCCGGGCCUUUGGGGUGCCCGUCAGGACCUACACACACGAGGUGGUGACACUCUGGUACCGCGCCCCCGAGAUCCUGCUGGGCUGCAAAUAUUACAGCACGGCCGUGGACAUCUGGAGCCUGGGCUGCAUCUUCGCCGAGAUGAUCACUCGCCGCGCGCUGUUCCCCGGUGACUCCGAGAUCGACCAGCUGUUCCGCAUUUUCCGCACGCUGGGCACGCCGGACGAGGCCGCCUGGCCGGGGGUGUCGGCGCUGCCCGACUACAAGGCCACCUUCCCCCGCUGGGCGCGCCAGGACCUGGCCAAGGUGCUGCCGCCGCUGGACGACGAGGGCCGCAAGCUGCUGGCGGUGAGGCCGCCCGGCCCUGCUUUUUCCCCAUUUUUCCUGAUUUUCCCCAAAUUUUCCCUGAUUUUUCCCAAUUUUUCCCUGAUUUUUCCCAAUUUUCCCCCAAAUUUUUUUUUAUUUUCCCACUUCUUCCUUGCUGCCAUCGUGGUCUGUGACAUCACCAACCAGGAGACGUUUGCCCGGGCCCGGGGCUGGGUGAAGGAGCUGCAGCGCCAGGCCAGCCCCAGCAUCGUCAUCGCCCUGGCCGGGAACAAGGCGGACCUGGCCAGCAAGAGGAUGGUGGAGUACGAGGAAGCCCAGGCCUACGCUGAUGACAACAGCCUGCUCUUCAUGGAGACCUCGGCCAAGACAGCCAUGAAUGUCAACGACCUCUUCCUGGCCAUCGCCAAGAAGCUGCCAAAGACGGAGCCGCAGAGCACGGGCGGGGCCGGGGGCCGGGGCCGGGGCGUGGACCUGAGCGAGCAGAGCCCGCCGGGCCGCGGGCAGUGCUGCAGCAACUGAGGGGUCCAGGGGAUCCAAUGGGAUCCAGUGGGAUCA
Passer montanus (Eurasian tree sparrow) is the source of this 1436-nucleotide messenger RNA. RefSeq names its product cyclin dependent kinase 2 (gene CDK2). Gene Ontology annotation, molecular function: cyclin binding; cyclin-dependent protein serine/threonine kinase activity; GTPase activity. Gene Ontology annotation, cellular component: nucleus; cytoplasm; cyclin-dependent protein kinase holoenzyme complex. The transcript is spliced from 10 exons. Gene Ontology annotation, biological process: signal transduction; regulation of gene expression; regulation of G2/M transition of mitotic cell cycle. The record is from RefSeq and is a predicted model, not a curated record. The coding region runs from base 111 to 1400 and encodes 429 amino acids. Lineage: Eukaryota; Metazoa; Chordata; Aves; Passeriformes; Passeridae.